AUGUCAUCAUCAUUGUCAUCAUCAUCGUCUCCCAGGCUGAAGUAUGUGUCUUUGGGGGUACUGGUACUUCAGACCACGUCACUGGUGCUCACAAUGCGCUACUCACGCACGCUGCAGGAAGAUGGCCCACGUUACCUGGCCUCGUCUGCAGUGGUGUCUGCUGAACUCCUAAAAAUCGUUGCAUGUGUGUGGCUCGUCUUCAUGGAACACAAUUUCAGCAUGCGGGGGCUGAAUCGAGUGCUGAAGGAGGAGAUUCUGAACAAGCCCAUGGAGACACUGAAACUGGCCAUCCCGUCUGGCAUCUACACCCUCCAAAACAACCUGCUCUACGUGGCCCUCUCCAACCUGGAUGCUGCUACCUACCAAGUCACAUAUCAGCUGAAGAUAUUGACCACAGCUUUUUUCUCUGUAUCCAUGCUGGGAAAGAAGCUUGGAGUGUACCAGUGGCUUUCUUUAGUCAUCCUGAUGGCUGGUAUUGCUCUUGUGCAGUGGCCUACAGAUUCCUUUGUCAGCAUUGAGGAAAUUCCCUUAUCUGAAGGAUCUCAGUUUAUUGGAGUUCUGGCUGUACUCGUGGCCUGCUUCUCCAGUGGCUUUGCUGGUGUUUACUUUGAGAAGAUCCUUAAAGAGACUAAACAGAGCGUCUGGGUACGCAACAUUCAGUUAGGGCUGUUUGGUUUUCUUUUUGGCCUAAUGGGAGUGUUUGUUUACGAUGGCAAGAGAGUUCAGGAGAACGGAAUGUUCCAAGGGUACAGCGGCAUCACCUUAACUGUCGUUAUUCUGCAGGCAUUAGGUGGACUGGUUAUUGCAGCCGUCAUCAAAUACGCAGACAACAUCCUGAAGGGUUUCGCUACAUCGCUGUCAAUAAUUUUUUCUACCCUCAUCUCUUACUUCUGGUUGGAGGAUUUUGAUCCAACCAGCAUAUUCUUCCUGGGAGCAGUGCUGGUCAUUGCUGCCACUUUCCUCUACGGUUACGAAGGCAAACCUUCAGCCAGCAUCAGUCGGGUGUAG
Chanos chanos (milkfish) is the source of this 1008-nucleotide messenger RNA. It is a transcript of the gene slc35a3b, whose product is annotated as solute carrier family 35 member A3b. Gene Ontology annotation, biological process: pyrimidine nucleotide-sugar transmembrane transport. The transcript is spliced from 7 exons. Gene Ontology annotation, molecular function: pyrimidine nucleotide-sugar transmembrane transporter activity. The coding region runs from base 1 to 1008 and encodes 335 amino acids. Gene Ontology annotation, cellular component: Golgi membrane. The record is from RefSeq and is a predicted model, not a curated record. Lineage: Eukaryota; Metazoa; Chordata; Actinopteri; Gonorynchiformes; Chanidae.